AUGUCUAGGAUUAUAGAUGAGUUGAAAUUAUUCUUGACUAACUUAUCCAAAGGAUCAGAUACUGUCGACACAAACGAUCUAAUGGACUCGGGAAUUGCUGACAAAACUGUAAUUUUAAAUAUAAAAGAAAAACUUGGUGAUAGUCCUUGGAACGUCCAAAAUUUAAUCAACCUAGGAAUGGACGUGAUAGAAGAAAAUAAUAAUAAGGGUGGUACAUAUGAUGAUAAUAAUAAUAAGGGUGGUAUAUAUGAUAAUAAUAAUAAUAAUAAGGGUGAUGAUUUUGAUGACUAUGACGAUUAUGAACUUGAAGUAAAACAAAAUAGCAGUGAUAAUAUUAUCUCAGAUAUUGAAUGGGAGAAAGUAUGUUCUGAAUAUGAAAAGUUUACAAGUGGAAAUAUCGAAGAUAUUAUUGACAAGGAUUUUGAUGAUAUUAAGAAGUAUGAAAAUAAAAAUAAUGAUAUGAAUAGUAUUACAAGUAGUAAUAAAAAUAAUAAUAAUAAUAUUAUUAUUACUCGUAAUAAUAAUAAUCAUAGCAUAUAUUGUGAUAAGGACAAGAUACAUAAUAAUACAUAUGAUAAAUAUGAUGUUAUUAAUAUUAAUGAUGAUGAUGAUAAUUUUUAUGUCAAGUAUAUAAAAUAUAAAAAAUGCAAAGCUAUAGAAGAAACGUUAAAAAUUAUGAUAAGUGAUCAUAAAAUGUUUAAUAACCAUCCUAUAGUAAAAGAAUUUAUUUUAUUAUUAAUUUUUUUAUUUCAAUGUAUAAGAGAAGAAGGUGAAUAUAAAAAUAUGGAUAAUAUGAAUAAUAUGAAUAAUAUGAAAAAUAUAUAUAGAACAAAUUUUUCAUGUCUUAAAAAAAAGAAAGACAAAAAAAUGAAGCUUACUAAACUGAGAUCUAAUAGUUGUAUGACUGAAAAAAUAAAUGACCCUAAAAUUUUAUAUGACAUUAAAAAUACGGGAAGAGAAAUAAAACAUAUAAAUAAUAUCAUGAGUGAUGAAACUGUUUUUUCAUUUUGUAAAAAAUUAAAAGAAGACCAUGUAUCUAAAUAUAACACAUCAGAUAAUAUGUUAUUAAAAUGUAUUCAUAAGGAAGAAGACGAAAAAAAAAAAAAAAAAAAAUGUAUGAAUACUGACAGUUGUUUUAAUUCAAGUGAUGAUGAAAAUGGAACAGUUGAUAUGUAUCAUGAUAAUGAGAAUAUAAAAAAUAAUAAUAAUUUAAAAAUAUCAAACAAUAUGUCUAAUAAUAUGUCUAAUAAUAUGUAUAACAAUAUGUCAAACAAUCCAUCUUAUAAAGUUGACAAACAUUUUGACAAUCCUUCCAAUAUCUUUCCAAUUUAUAAUAAUAUAUUUUAUAAUUUAAAAGAACAAAAAUCUAUAUAUGAUUAUAACAUGGAUGAUAUAAAUCAUGCCUUUAGUUAUGACAAUAUAAAUAAAGUAUGUGAAUCAUUAUUUAAAUAUAUGCAUUAUAUUAGAAGAAGUAAACAUGAAGAGUUAAAAAAAAAAUGUAUUAAUAUGAUUAUUAUAUUAUUAUAUCUUACUUAUAUAUCAUUUGGUAUUUAUUUUUUAAAAACAAAUAAUAUAUAUAUAAGAUUAUAUUAUUUAUAUAAAGAAUUUCAAAUAUUCCAAAAAACAAAUAAUGAUAUACAAAAAAAGUUAAAUAAAAAAAUUCAACAACAUAUUAAUCAACAUAAAUUAAAUGAACAACACACACAAGAAUAUGAUAAAUUAAAAAUGAAUUAUAUGGAAUUAAAAAAAGAAAAUGAAAAACUUAAAAAUUAUAAUAAUGUCAUACAAAAAUUAAAAAAUAAAAUUGCACUUAUGGAAAUAGAAAAAACAAUUAUCAUCAAAAAAAAUGAAGAAUUAAAUUAUAUAAUUAAACAAAAAAAAAUUUUAUUAAAUCAUAAUGAAAGUAACAACCAUAAUGAUAGUAACAAACAUAAUGAUAGUAAACAACAUAAUAUUGAAGACAAAACAAUUGAGAGCAAACCAUUUAAAAGCUUUAUCAAAAAAACAUGCAGGGUGAUAGAAAAAAAAGAUUAUUUAAAAACUAACAAGUUACAAUCAAAAACAAAUUCAAAGAUUUCCUUAAAAAAUAAGGAUAUACAACAAUUAUCAGAGGAUCUUAAUAUACCUAUAGCUAGUACAUUACAAAACAAUUCCGCACAUGAAAUAUAUUCAUCAGAUGAAAGAAAAAAUAUAAAAAAAAAUUGUUUCAAUAUAAAUAAUAAACAAUUUAAUAUUAAACAUAAUAAAAUAACAAACAGAUGUUAUUAUACAUCAAAAGAAUCUUAUCAUAAAAAUAUAUUAAUAUAUCCAAAUAUUUCUGAAUAUGACUUAACUGUAAAAGGUAUAUAUAACCAGUGUGAAGAAAAUAUAAAACAUAUGGUAAUAAAUAAUAAACAAAUUAAAAAUAAUAAAAUAUAUAAUAAUGCAUACACACAAUGUGAUAUAAUAACAAAUAAUAAUAAAUGUAAUAAUGAUAUGAAUAAUAAUUUUAAAAAUAAUAAAUUAAAAACAAAACAAGAAAUACAAACAAACAUAUAUUAUAAUAUUAAUAUGUAUAUUUCGAAAAAAAUGGAUUCUACAAUUAUACAAAUAAUAUCCUCUCAAAAUAAAUUGAAUAAAAUCAUAGGUAUUCUAAAUUAUGAUGAUAAUUAUUUUAUUCCUUUAUAUAUUUUUUAUAUGAAGAAAAUAAAUUAUGAUGAAUUAUUUAAAAUUUACUUUUUAAAUAAUAAAUAUUUUUAUAUUAACGAUAUAUUUCAACUAAAAAUAAAUAAAAAUUAUAAUUAUCAAAAUGAUUUAAGAAAAAAUACAGACCACACAAAUGAACACUACAACAACAACUACAACAACAACUACAACAACAACUACUACUACAACAACUACUACUACAACAACUACAACAACUACUAUUAUCAUUAUUAUCAUUAUUAUUAUUGUUGUGUCUGUUGUUGUGUGAUUAGUAAUUAUAUCAUCUUAAAUACAAAUGGACAAGAAAAACAAAUUACAAAAAAGAUUCAAAAAAAUAAAGUUACAUAUAAAGAUCUUAUUAUGAAAAAUAAAAAGGAAGUCAUUCUAUUUCAAAAUAAUAAAAACAAGAUAAAUAAAACAAAAUAUAUUUUCAAUAUCAAAUAUAUUAAUAAUAUUUUAAAUUUAUAUGAUUAUGAUAAUGUGUUUCAACAGUACUUAUCCUCAACAGAUUCAUAUCAUAAUGAUAUUGAUGAUCUAAUUUCAAUGUCUCAUACACAUUAUCAUUAUGAUUACUCUAUGUAUUCUCAAAAAAUAGAAUGCUCACAAGAUAUUAUUUAUUUAUAUAACAAAAUAGAUAAGAUAAACAAAAAUGAAGUUUUCAUAGAAAAAGAAAAAUAUAUAUCCAUAAAAAAUAAGAAAUAUUAUAAACUGCCUAAUUUAAAUCAAUGCUACCAUAAAUUAACUUUUAAUAUUUAUUUGAACUUAAUAAAACAAACACAUAUAAAGAAAGAAAUAUAUAUCUCAAAUGUAAAAAUAUUUAAUAUUAUAUCUAGUGAUGAUAAUAUUAUUAUUAUCAAUAAGUCCAAUACUCAUAAAAACAAACAAACAAAAAAAAAUAAUAAUAAUAAUAAUAAUAAUAAUAAUAAAUAUAAUAAUCAUAAUAAUGAUAUAUUUUAUUAUUCAUACUAUCAAAUACAUGAAUUAUUAUUAAAAAAAAAAAAUAUACACCUCCUUACAGAUAAAUUCAAAACCAAUCUCUACUGCUCAAAAUUUGGAUAUAUAUACAAGAAUAUUAUUUCUUUCAAAAAAAGAUAUAAACAAUAUUUAUUAUUUAAUAAAUAUAUUAAUAAUUUAAAUAUAUUCAAACAUAAAUAUUUGAUAAUGAAUAAAUAUAAAUUCAAAAAAAAGAAAAAGAUAACAAACAUACAUUAUAUAAUACCAUAUAGGAAUAAUUUAAAUACUAAAAAAAUUAUAUCAAAUAAACUAAUCAAAUAUAAAAAAAAAAUCUAUAAAGAUAAAAUUAUUAAUACAAAUUUUUCUUAUCAUAAUAUCUUAAUGAAAUCUUUAUAUAUAUUUAAUUUAUUCUUUUUUCUAACUUUUCUCUUAUUAUUAGAUGUGUAUAUUUUAGAUAAUGCAUUACUCUCUGGUCUUAUUUAUAUCCUAUGUAUUCUACUAUUCUUUUUAUCAUCACUUUUUAGAAGUAUUGUAUAUUUAAUUAAUAUACCUUUAAAUGCAAAAAUUAUACCACAACAUUUUUUAGAUACAUUUUCAAUUCGUUUUGUGAAAAUAAUAAAUUAUAUGCAGCUCUACUUUUAUGAGAAUAAUUAUGAUAUAUAA
Plasmodium adleri (nom. inval.) is the source of this 4302-nucleotide messenger RNA. RefSeq names its product conserved Plasmodium membrane protein, unknown function. The coding region runs from base 1 to 4302 and encodes 1433 amino acids. NCBI's taxonomy places the organism in Eukaryota, Apicomplexa, Aconoidasida, Haemosporida, Plasmodiidae. The record is from RefSeq and is a predicted model, not a curated record. The transcript is spliced from 4 exons.